CUUCUCCUUGCAAUCCCAAGUUGAAGGGUAUGAGUUAGGGUUUCCAUUUCCUACUCUUGCUCUUCUACGUUUCUGUAUCUACAUAUACUUACACUGAUAGAUAUAUAUAUAAUUAGUAAGAUUUGAUAGUUUGACCGAUUAGAAAGACGGAAAUGGCAGCCUCUACUGCUCAAAUUCAUGCUCUGGGUGCCACCGCUCACUUUGCUACCUCAAAUGUAACUAGUAGAAAUCCGAGCAAAACAGUAUUCUUGGGAAGAAGGCUGAAUAAUACGGUAUCAUUUGGACUCAAAAUGAAGAAUAGGGUCGGAAGCAGUUUCCGUCGAAACCCUGGUGUGGGUCCGUUCCGUGUUGUUGCGGAAAAAGUUGUGGGAAUUGACCUUGGAACUACGAAUUCUGCAGUUGGGGCAAUGGAGGGAGGGAAGCCGACCAUUGUGACUAAUGCUGAGGGGCAGAGGACCACGCCUUCUGUAGUUGCUUAUAGUAAGAGUGGCGAUAGGCUGGUAGGGCAAAUUGCAAAGAGACAGGCUGUGGUGAACCCCGAGAACACCUUCUUCUCUGUCAAGAGGUUUAUCGGUAGGAAAAUGUCGGAGGUGGAUGAGGAGUCCAAGCAGGUUUCAUACACCGUGGUCAGGGAUCAGAAUGGGAACGUUAAGCUUGAGUGCCCUGCCAUUGGAAAACAAUUUGCUGCUGAGGAAAUAUCGGCUCAGGUUUUAAGAAAACUCGUGGAUGAUGCAUCAAAAUUCUUGAACGACAAGGUUACUAAAGCUGUUGUAACCGUUCCUGCUUACUUUAAUGAUUCCCAGAGGACUGCAACCAAGGAUGCUGGCCGUAUUGCUGGUUUGGAAGUUCUGCGGAUUAUAAAUGAACCCACUGCUGCGUCGUUGGCUUAUGGUUUCGAAAGAAAAAGCAAUGAGACCAUUCUGGUUUUUGACCUCGGAGGUGGAACAUUUGAUGUGUCAGUUCUUGAGGUUGGUGAUGGUGUGUUCGAGGUGCUGUCAACUUCUGGAGAUACACAUCUUGGUGGUGAUGACUUCGAUAAGAGAAUUGUUGAUUGGCUUGCUACAAAUUUCAAGAAAGAUGAAGGAAUUGAUCUUUUGAAGGACAAACAAGCUCUUCAGCGUCUGACUGAGACAGCAGAGAAAGCUAAAAUGGAACUAUCAUCUUUAACGCAGACUAAUAUUAGCUUGCCUUUCAUUACUGCCACAGCAGAUGGCCCCAAACAUAUCGAAACCACUCUUACACGGGCUAAAUUUGAGGAAUUAUGCUCUGAUUUGCUUGACAGGUAUUGGGAGUUGAAAGCAGCUUUUAAGACAAAUCAUCGGACAAGGGACCCGAAGGAGACGUCAUUGAUGCAGAUUUCACAGACAGCAAGUGAGUUGGAGCUCUAUUUUAACCUUCAAGUCAAUGGAAACAAGAAAGAGAGAAGAUAUAAAGCAUGA
Olea europaea var. sylvestris is the source of this 1439-nucleotide messenger RNA. RefSeq names its product heat shock 70 kDa protein 6, chloroplastic-like. The coding region runs from base 153 to 1439 and encodes 428 amino acids. The record is from RefSeq and is a predicted model, not a curated record. Gene Ontology annotation, molecular function: heat shock protein binding; ATP-dependent protein folding chaperone; misfolded protein binding. Gene Ontology annotation, cellular component: chloroplast; cytoplasm. The transcript has 6 exons. Gene Ontology annotation, biological process: protein refolding; cellular response to unfolded protein. Lineage: Eukaryota; Viridiplantae; Streptophyta; Magnoliopsida; Lamiales; Oleaceae.